Messenger RNA from Hemibagrus wyckioides, 4266 nucleotides. RefSeq names its product protein ABHD15. Lineage: Eukaryota; Metazoa; Chordata; Actinopteri; Siluriformes; Bagridae. Bases 1200 to 2774 code for a protein of 524 amino acids. Gene Ontology annotation, molecular function: monoacylglycerol lipase activity; short-chain carboxylesterase activity. The record is from RefSeq and is a predicted model, not a curated record. The transcript has 2 exons.
UAUUGUGUUGGUUCUCCUUUUGCUGCCGAAACAGCCCUGACCGGUCAUGCACUGUGUAUUCUGACACCUUUUUAUCAGAACCAGCAUUAACUUUUUUAGCAAUCACAUGGACCAGUCUUUGCGCUCCAUGUGCAUCAAUGAGCCUUGGCCACCCAUGACCCUGUCGCCGGUUCACCACUGUUCCUUCCUUGGACCACUUUUGAUAGACACUGACCACUGCAGACCGGGAACACCCCACAAGAGCUGCAGUAUUGGAGAUGCUCUGAUCCAGUGGUCUAGAAAUCACGAUUUGGCCCUUCGUCAAACUCGCUCAAAUCCUUACGCUUGUCCAUUUUUCCUGCUUCUAACACAUCAACUUUGAGGACAAAAUGUUCACUUGCUGCCUAAUAUAGCCCACCCACUAACAGGUGCCAUGAUGAGGAGAUCAUCAGUCUUCACUUCACAUGUCAGUGGUCAUAAUGUUAUGCCUGAUCAGUGUAUACUGUAUACGUAGUUCAGUAAAAUAACACUGUGUCCAUCUGAGAUGUAAUAACUAAGAAAAAUGUCUCUACAUGUAUCUGUUUCAGAAAAAAGCCCUAUGUACAACACAUUUAUUUUACCAGGUUACAGAAUGGUUGUGCCUCAUGAACCACUAAAGGUGUGGGAUAUAUAAUUCUACUGCAUGUGUAUGAGAUUAACCAGAUUAACAUGUUGCAAUUAAUCAAACGAUGAAUUAAACUUUUACUUAAUCAUUUGUUAAGUCUCGCAACAACCGUAGUACAGUAUUAAAUUCAAAUUCAUUCCUUAUCAUUUUUUACUGACAUCAGCUUACACAAGAUCACAAUACCUUCUGGUUACAUAAACAAACUGUCAAGGUCCAAAGGUUGUGUAGAUGCAGUACCCUUCAGGUCCUUGCCCUGCUCCAGCUCUCUAGUGGUUUGCACUGGUCACAUCUUUUAGCUCUGUAAUGAGAAACGUCAAGGGACUGACCUCAUUCAAGCUAGCAAGACGUGUUUCAUCUGAUUUCCACUUCAUAUCCUUCAGCUACAAGUAUCCUGUUUGAACAAUAAACAAGGAGGAGACAAAUUAGUUUUGAAGAGCUCAUCCCUGUGAGUUUUAGGUUUCAACACUUCCCACAGUUAGCUUCUCUAGCUGCAUGGACCUGACCAGGAUAAAACAGCGCUCGCUUUCUACUGUUUCCAGGGCUUUAGAAAGAAGUCAUGUGGGGAUUCUUCUUCUGCUUCACACCUUCCAUGCUUCUGUUCUCAGUUGCAGUGCUUUAUCAAUCAAAGUGGAUUCACUGUCUUGUGGAGGAAGGAACGAGGAAGCUAACUCGGGGAAUAUGGAUCAUCAUUUGCACGAUGUUGAAGCUUCCGAACCCUAGCGUUUUGUACGCCACUGGGGACCAGGAUGCAAAAAUCAAGCUGAUCUAUAAACCGACAGCUCUGGCAAGCUACGUCAUACAGAACUGUAAAGCUCUCGCACGUGCUCCAUUGGCUAGGUGGCCAAAAGCAGACCCUCAUUUACAGUUUUUUUUCAAUUUCAUAUUGCCCAUUGAGGAAGAUGCACAGGGACACUGUGGAAUCACCUUCACCAGAGAUCAUUUACUGAUACAAGAUGGCGGAAUUGUAGCCCUGGAUUGGGUAGUCAGGAUAAAAGACCAGGAUGCUCAGGCUAAGAGGGAAUAUUAUCCAGGAGAAAGAGCUCCAGGCGGCCAUACCAGCACUCCACCCAUUAUCAUUCUGAUUCCUAACGCUUUGGGGAAGAUCACACGAAAUUUGCUAAGCUUGUGUGGCUUGGCUUUGCAGCAGGGUUUCUACCCCGUGGUCUUCCAUCGUCGAGGUCACGGGGGCUGUCCGCUUGCUACUCCACGCUACCAGGAGUUUGGAGAUCCCUCUGAUCUGGUGCAGGCUGUACUGUAUAUUCAGAGCCGCCAUCCAUCUUCGGAUCUGUUUGCCGUCAGUGAAGGUUCCGGGUCUGGUCUGCUACUGUCGUACCUUGGGGAGCGUGGCUCAUCUUCUUACCUAGUAGCAGCCGCUUGUAUAUCCCCAGUGUUCCACGGACAACAGUUCUUUGAGACGCCUUUCCCAAAAUUAUAUCAUGAGGCAGCAUUGUAUUACCGCAAGCUGCAACUCAGCAGGUACGCAACUGCUCUCAGUUCAGUAAUGGAUGUCAAGGAAAUCUUCAGCUGUCGUUCUCUUCAAGACAUGGAGAAGUCGAUAUUCUGCUCAGUCAGAUUGCUAGACACCAGUCAGAAGGACACACUGGAUCAGGGCAUGGAGCUUGGAUCUAUACAGACUAACUGGGCAGGUUACUGGGAACGUAAUGAACCUUUGCGAGAUGCUGAUGAAAUUGCUGUUCCUGUGCUUUGCUUAUGCAGCACUGAUGACCCUUUACUACCUCCAGCUUCCAGCUUACCCAUGUCCAUCUUCCAGUACAGCCCAUAUUUCUUUCUGGCUCUGACGUCCCAGGGAAGCCAUUGUGGCUUCUUACAGCAGGAUCCUCAGAACGAUGCUUCAUGGAGCCAUGAAGCAGUACUGGAAUAUUUCCAGGUCGUCACCGAGUUCUUCACAGCUGAGGAAAGAAAAUGCUUUAUGGAAGGGUUUGUUGGAUGGGAUAGUGCCCAAGGGCUCAGGCAAAAAACAGGUGCCGUGGCUCACAGGAGGAGGAGACCAACCAUGGUGAGGACAGAGAGACCUGUCUUGGGUUCACAAAGACAACUCUCAACUCAAUCAAGACUGGUCACUUUCGAAGAGCAAGAGGCGUUCACCUGGAACAGAUCGUACACUCGAUGACGUGGGAAUUGCAACAAAGGUGGAAAUGGACAUGGGGAAAAAUUACAAGGUUUGACCGAAACCUGGGUGAGAGUGAAGAGGUAAACGGCGAUUAGAAAAGUUGAUGGGAACGGAAAUGUAAUUGACAACUGUCAAGUGUUUAUAAAGUGCUUAUUAUUAAGAUUUUAAACUUUUAUUUUCAUUCUAAUCUGUUCAAAAAAGAAAUUUGGAGUAAACAUAUUUCAUUUCCUGGAUUAACACACAAUGAUCCAUCCAUCCAUCCAUCGAAAUUACUUUCUAAUCUUCUCCCAUAACUACAAAGAAAUACAUCAGGACCAGUGUAUAUUAAAAUUACUUUAUUACAGAUGAUUUCUUUUUAAUCCAGUAGCCCUCUGCCAACAAAAGGAGUAAUUACAAACAAAACAUUACAUUUGUCCCCAUAAAGUUUUCAGAUUUUUCGUUUACAUUUUAAUUGGAUUUUUUUUUUCUUCUUCGUGUGAAUAGCCAUACAACUGGUUGUUAUAAUCUUUAUGACAUUCAGCUUUUCACAAUCUAUACAUUUUAAUACAGGUUAUAUAUGGAUUGUUAUGGUAAUGUUGAAGCAGAAAAAAAAAAAGGAAAAAUAAUUGAUAAUUCUGAAGGAAUACUGGUGAACACACUGUAACUGUACAUACAUACCCCUUUGCUUUGUUAUUGCCCAUUUCCCUCGUUCUCACGCUUUUAAAGGGAUCAUUAAAACAGGGGGACGUAGCGGGCUGCCAUGGGACGCAUGAGAUUACACUUCCGCAAGAAGACGCACCUCUGUCCUCUCCAUGCUGCUGGAGCUUAAAGGAGAGUGACCGACCUUAACCAGUGUCCAGGUGGAAUAAGCUGUUAUAUUUUUGGGUCUUGUGGCUGCUCUCCGGAUUCCAAUCGAGCAUUUAUGAGGUUGUGAAGUGAUUUUGGCAUGUUAGCUUCUCUCUCUCUCUCUCUUUUUUUUUUUAAUUUGGCCCCAAUCCUUUGAGGCCUGAAAGUGCAAUGGCUCAGUCGGCUUGUAACAUAUAAGCUAAAUUAAAGUUUGUUGACAUCUCUACAUGACCAGCGAUGCCAUGAGAACACUAGAGAACAUAUACAACACUAGUUGUUCGCUAAAUGACCGCAAAGACAAGCGUUCAGGGACUGAGAGUCUGGGAUGCAUUUGGGGGGGGGGCAGUUACUAGAACAUGAGGCAGACCUCCUUGGAUCAUGUGAUAAAGUAAGCUUCACCAAAAGGUCUCCGUUGCCAUCGGUAAAAUGAACAGCAGAAGCCUGACGAGCAACAACGUGGAAAAUGCAAAAACGCUAUUCGCGUCAGGGAGGAUGCAAGGUGUUGGAUUUUCCUUUAACAUGAUAUCUCCUGCUUUCAAUAUAUGUUUAGACACAGCUGGGUUUUUGUUAUUCCCUACAUAUUCAAGCAGCUAAUUUUAUACCUGGGUUUUAAAUUUGGGUAUUUCUUGGGCUCAUAGAUUUAUAAUAGCUUUUUUUUUUUUUUUUU